AUGGCUGAACACCCUUCUUUCACUCUCGCGGCUCUCUUGCCCGCCGGCGGCAUCGCCGGGUUCAUGCGAACAGGCUCUAAGCCCUCCUUGAUCGCAGGCGUGGGAUUGGGUCUUUCCUACGGAUUCGCUGGCUACCUGAUCAAGGAAAACAAGGACUACGGCACGGAGCUUGCGCUGGGAAACAGCAUCCUCCUGCUUGGCUCGGCCAUCCCGCGGAUCAUCAAGACCAAGGCUCGCUCCCCCAUGCCUCUGGUCCUUGGUGCCACCGGUCUGCUGGCGUCGUUCUACUACCAGAAGAAGGUCCGGGAGUUCAGGUUUGGUGUUUGAUGCGGUGUGUUGGAUGAGAUGACUACCAAAGGCUUAGUUGCUGGGUUGAUGAGGGAGUCUGUGGACACCCUGUGUAUUUUUACUGAGAAUAGGAUGCUGUAUGUUAUGUGCUGAGCUGUUCCUUUCGGGCUUGUGAUUAUUUGCACUAGGAAUUCAGAAAAAUUACCGACCCGACAGGAUUUGCGGGGAUCCUUCUGGGCGAACCAUUGGCU
Aspergillus uvarum CBS 121591 is the source of this 539-nucleotide messenger RNA. RefSeq names its product TMEM14 family protein. Bases 1 to 327 code for a protein of 108 amino acids. Lineage: Eukaryota; Fungi; Ascomycota; Eurotiomycetes; Eurotiales; Aspergillaceae. The transcript is spliced from 3 exons. Gene Ontology annotation, cellular component: membrane. The record is from RefSeq and is a predicted model, not a curated record.